UGGCUCAGCAAAAGUGUAUGUGUCAAUGUCACAUAGUUUAUCUCCAAAUAGCAUCUAAAAAUGAAACAAAAACCAAGACAGCUAAGGAUUUGAAACAAUCAAAAUGACUAAUAAAUGACCUGUCAAUAUAGUAGGGGGACGAAUCUUAUUUUGGUACGUUCGGGAUAGGGUACGAAUGUCACAUUCAGCUAUGCUGUUAUUUACUUGUCUCUGGCUAAAUAAUAUGCUGACAUUUAAGAACCAAAUGACAUUUAAAUCACUGUCCUUGAUGAAAACUUUACCAAUACAUAAUGGGAGGUUGAGAAAUUAACUCGGAAAAUUGUUCUGACAAAAUGGCGAUCUCGCCGAUAUUUUUGACAUCGUAAACAGGAGAAAAAUACUGUAAGUAUUAAAACUCUACAUAAAGCAAAAAAAAUAAUAUGUUUUUGUGUUUACAAAUCAAUUUUUUAUCAUGAACAUUUCACGAAAACCAAUUAAAUAUUUGGUGAUACGUCAUGUUUUUGAUUUUCUUAGCGCCACCUUGCCGAUGUCCCGAGAUGGCUAUGACCGUCUGCUUCAAAAACAUCAAUGUUUAAAAUGUCUGGCAUUGUUUGUUCAAUACAUAUAACAAUUACUUUUUAACUUCAUCAAUGCUUGACACGAUUUUUCAUAAUUAUGUCGCCUUUUCUAUCUCAUUUUAAUGAACGUAUAUCAUAUUAUCAGGUUCUUCUCAAUGUACAUUCUGAUUGGUUAACUUUCAAUAGCUCCGCCUACCGGCGAUGUUUUGGUAAUUGGAUGACACGGCCCAAUUAUCGGAUUAGGGGAUUACCCUAUGGCUAAUUGCGAUGUUUUGACUAAUGGGACAGUGGCCAAAUACUCGCUGAUUGACAGAUUUACAAUGUGUUAAAAUUUCGGCGAGGUCAAUGUCGCUUUGAUGACACAAAUGGGCGAUUUAUUUGUUUUAUUUAUCAUCAAAGGCAGCUCUGUCAAUGAAAAGGGCACAGCGGGGCGUUUGAAAAGGCAGCAGGGCGCCAUAAAAGGGCAGCGGGGCGCCCCGCCACGCUAAUUAUGCUUAGCUGGAGCACUGUGACCAAAGAUAAGAAAAUUAACGGAAAGAAAGUACCGAAAAGUACUAAAUAUGCGCGCAGUUAACUUUUACACCAAUAAAAAGUAUAGGGUCGGCGCGGAAAUAAGAGGGUCGGUCGGGCGACCGGAAACAGACCUAUUUUUUUUUUUGGCCUAAGUAAUUUUUUUACUUUAGCAGACUUAUAUACAUAAGAAAUGUCAAAAUAAUUAAGAAGUAUCCCUGAUCACUCAUUAUUGUAGCUUGAGGCGACGUUAAAGGUGGUGGCAUUGUUCAAUUUUUUUUAACCUUGACCAUAACUUGAAAACCGCUUCGGAAAUUCAAAUGGCAAAUAGGUUUAGGGUUGCCAUAGUCCAAAUAAUUGUACAUUGACGGAUUUUUUUUAGAUUUUUGAUAUGGCAAAUCCUUCAUGUACAAAUUGUUUAGUAUUUUAGUAUCAAAAGUGGGUAGUUAUUCCGAUCGGGAUUCUGGUUAAAGCAUAUUGCGUCUAUAAAAUAUCAUAAAAACAAGAAAUAUUACCAGAUAAGGUUAUUUUAUAUUAGUUUCGUACACAAAAAAUAAAUAGCCAGCUUAUAAUUAUAAGUUUGACGGGUUUUCUUCAUUUCAUUUUGUCAAAACAUAACGAUGUAUACAUGAAGGGCACCUGCAAGGCUUCAGGGCACAAUUUUACAACUAUCGGAACAUUUCGGCCAUGGCCGAGUUGUUACGAUUGUAUAAACGAGGCCUGUCUCGAAGCUUGUCGGAGGUGGCCGAGUAAUUACGAUUGGAUCAAGUUGUUCCGCUUGGCAUAAUUGUUGUCUGUGUCAGUCAACUUUCGUUUUAUUGGAAAGUUUUAUCGGAGCUGGAAGAGCAUUCCAGAGGUGUUGAGUCUCCAUCACUAGUAGAUACACUAGAGGAGGGUGAAAAUGGAGAUGUCAUUGAUCCCGAGGUGGCUGAACGACGUGAGAAGCGACGUAGGAACAUUAUCGAGGAGCUGUUUGAGACUGAGAAAACAUAUCUGCACCACCUUGAUAUAACACAUAGGUUGUUUGAUUUCCCUCUGCGGUUCAAUUGUCUAGUAGCAGACCGAGCCCAUUCACAGCUCUUCAGUAACCUGGAGCAGAUUUUAGAAGUCAAUACCAAGCUCAUGGAGUACAUGGAGCAGACGACAGUUGGCACAGCUUUCAAGUUUCUUGGACCAUUCUUAAAGCUGUACUCUAUGUACGCAAACAAUCAUCAGCAGGCUUCAAAUACCCUCCAGGAGAAUCUUCAGAAGAAUGAGAAGUUUGCCACAUUUGUUGCUGAGCAGGAGGAAAGGCCAGAGGUGAAUGGAUUGAAACUUGGGGCUCUUCUUAUAACACCUGUACAAAGAAUACCUCGGUAUAAGCUGCUUUUAGAAGACCUGUUGGAAAAUACAAGUCCAGAACAUCAUGAUUAUUUACAUUUAAAAGAGGCCGCUAAACAAGUUGGAGAGAUUGCCUUACACAUCAACGAACAUGUGCGACAGCAUGAAAACUUCCAGAAAAUGCUCCUCAUACAGAAUAGUUUUGACAGCUCUGCACCAAAGAUACUGGCCCCUGGCAGGGAGUACCUUAAGGAAGGCAAGCUAAAUAAGAUAUCCCGCAGAGGAGGCAAGUCCCAGGAGCGGAUGUUUUUCCUAUUCUCCGACCUGAUGUUGUACGGCAAACCGAAGCUACUGGACAGUGGGAGUAGCUCAUACAGCUGUUGUUGUCUGCUACCUCUUCGGCAUUGCUCAGUGGAGCGUGUCCUAGGAACAGUACAAAGUGCUGAUGGUGGAGGAAUGUUCAGAAUCAACUGUAAAGAUGAAAGUCUGCUGCUGUACUGUCUAGAUCCGGAGGAGGCCAAGGUGUGGGUGGAGACCAUUGAGGCAGCUAUAAGAAAGCUCAAUGUCAACAGACAGACUUUACGUAAACCGAGUAGUAACAAAGUUCCAGUGCGGGGCAAGUCGCUGAUGAAGAUGAGGAUAAAGGAAAAGAAACAAGACCUCAAGCGCAAGAUAAACGGCAGUAAGAAAAAAUCAUCCAAAGGGAAGACCCCCUCGUCACCACUUAAGGCCUCUCUGAAGGAAGUUAGUAACUGCCUAACACCUCCCAAGAGGCAGCGGACGGAUUCUGAUGGAAGUAUGAGUGGAGCCUCUUGCUCAAAUGACUAUGAAAGGAAGAAUGAGAUAAACCUUGAUGACUGGAGUCCGAGUGCUAUGAACAACGACGACGAUGAUGAUGAUCUUGUUGAUACAAUAUCGGAGGAGGGUAGCUACGAAGACUCGAACGAAGAUGAAGAAAACAUUCCAGCGGUUGUUAUAGAAAACCCUCCAAUCCCUGAUACGUUAGAUACCAACAGUUAUGACAUUGACCUUAGGAAUGGCCUUGACCCUGUUGCCUGUAGCAGCAGGGGUCAGGGGACCAAUGAGGGUCCAGAUUAUAGUUCCCAGCCUUGGUUUAAUCCAAAAUUCCAACAGGAAGGGGAACCAGUAGGACACUGCAGCACUUGGCCAAUUAGAAAAGUUAUAAAGAGUGGGUCCAAAGUAACCUCAAGUAUCGGAGAAGUGAUGGACAGCAUGAGGUCUAGUAAAAAAUGUUCUAUCAUGUGAACAUGGACACAGAGAGAAAAUAUAAUAAAAACCACUUAUAUUUAUGGCUUUGCCAGCAAAAAGGAGUCCUAUGAAGGCAGUUGUUUAUCGAGAGAAAAGGAGGCUUCUCUAUAUGAUUGGAUUUCAUAAACAACUGAUAACAAUGUGUAGAUUUGCAUUUAAUAGAGAUAACAUUCAAAUAUAUCUAAAAUAAAAUACAACUGCCUGUAUAUGAGGCCAGUGCGUUGCAAGAAAAGAAGAAGCCACGUUUUGCUGAACAGGAUUCAUGCUGAAGUUGCAAAUUUACUACAUACAUAGCAUUAUUAUGAAGCAUAAUACAAUAACCGUAUAUUGUAUAGUGGAAAUUGUAGAUUGUACAUUUAGUAUUGUAUAAUAACAGUUUGAUUAUCGAAGGUCAUGUAUGUGUUUGAUGGAAGAUCGUGCGGUUUGUACAUAUUCUCAUUGGAGCCAUCUGACCAACCAGCGUAUGACACAAUAUUGUAAGAUCAAGAAAUUUGGAUGAUUCAAUUAACUAAGCCAGUGUCAUAUAUUGAAUGAAAUUUCAAACAAACAUGUUAUCUUUCCAACCAACCUUCCGUAGUUGUUUCAAAUGAUAUCGCCCUACAAACCAACAAUAAAAGGAUCAAUUUUAGGUUGUCAAGUUGGCGCACCCGCUUCAUAUCAAGGCGUUGUGGGUUUGAGUCCCGGCCUGGGCUCAUGUGAGUUUGGUUUGUGGCCACCAAGCUGAAGACAAGUGGGUUUUCUCCGGGUAUUCUGGUUUCCCACAGGCAUUACAUCAUGCAAGCAAGAGUGAUUAAUAUAAUGUUGUUAUAACUAAUAGAAUCGAAAAAUAGAUCAUAUGAUGCGGUUGGGAAGAUGGCCCCAUUAUGCUUGGGAAGUGCAAUAUCUUAGGCAAGUAUCAGACUCUAACGUUUGCUGCGGAGUUAAGGGAAAUCAUUAUCACUAUAUUUUCCACGGCAGCAGGGAAUUGACAAGGUUUCUGUACAUCAGUGAGAUACCUUUUCUGUCAAUUGAUUUAUGUAUAAACCGAUGCAAAAAUAAAUUUUGUUGUAAGAUUAAAAAAAAGAAGAAAAAAAGAAAUGAUAGUUUUAUGGUAGGAGUUAACAUUUAAGAAUAAGUUUCACCCAAGAUUCCUAAAUAUUCUGGAGCUUGAUGCUUUUGUUUUGGUAUUGUGAGUAGAUUUUUUAUUUGUUGUGCUAUGUACAUAAUCAUUCCAUAGCUUUAUUGAUAGAAGAAACUGAGUUAUAGGUUCAGAGUUUAAUCUAAUCAUCAUUGGGCCAGUUUUUAAAUUGUUUUUCAUUUAAUGAACAUUAUAUUUGCAUGAGAGAAGAAAAUGAAUGAUAUUGGUUAAAUACAUAUAAAUGUUAAAAAUAUCACUUUCUUUGCUUCAUAGACUUUAAUUAAAAACCAAAUUGAAGUUCAUAUAUUUAGAGGUACAUAAUUUAUAUCAUUUUUCAAGGUUUUUCUUUAGUUACCUUAGCUAAAAGACAAAAAGUUGUGUCAUUUUCAUGUCGUUAGUGUGCUUAAAGUUUAAUCUUGGCCAUAACUCAGAAAACAUUCAAGAUAUUCUCAUGAAACUUUGUACACAUUUUACCAGUGACAGUAUGAAUAUGCUUAUCAAGGCCCAUAACUAUGGAUUUAAUAAUUGUCAAAUUGUAGCCCUUGAUAGUCUGAGGAAGUCCUGCAGAAUCAAUUCAAUAACUCAAUAUUUACAUCAGUCAACUUGGUACAAAUGAAACCAGUGACAAUAUGCAUGUGUAUCAAGGAAUAUAACUCUGGAUUUAUUGAUUUUCAAGUUAUGUCCCUUGUUUGAUUGAAAAAAAAACGACAAUAGGAGGUGUUAGUGUAUGCCCAACAGCACACUUGUUUUAAUAAUUUGUUGAUACUGUUUAAAAAAAAAUCAGGCCCCAGUAUCACAAAAACACUUAAAAUCAAAUCUCAAUCUCAUCUGAUUUUGCAACAAAACGUAAAAAGUUAUUCAAAAUCAUGUAUGCUCUUACUCUUAAAAGCAAAUUCUCUCAUUUGUUAUGUUGAUUAAAAACUUUAGUCCAGGAUUCCAAAGAAAAAUUAUUCUACAACUAAAAUGUUAUCGAGUUCAACUCAUUGUUUUUCAGCAAUAACUGAAGUAUGAUACAUUUUUACCCGAGAGUUAGCUGUCUUUAAGAUACAUUCGAAACCCGUUGACUCGAUAUCGCUUGGCUGGAUAUUUUCAUUGGCUCAAACUUAAUUUAGGGCACCAAUUUUAUUACUUAAGCAUUUCUGCUUGGCUCAAUAUUUGCGAGGAUUUUUGCCGGUCCCUGGGAUAUCACGGGGUUGGACUGUAUUAACAAAAUGUUGUUUUUUCAAACAUGUUCAUGGAGAAAUAUAUUUUUAAAAAGAGUUAAAACAAACAAGAUUUUGAAUAAAACUGAAUUUUUAUGUAUUUUUUUAGUUGAGAUUGAGUUUUGACCCUAGUAUUUCAGUGAUAUUUGGGCCAGUUGUGGAUUUGAAUCAUAGAGUGUGGUGGUCAACUUAUUUCUACAGGUAUUCUUUAUUGUUUGUUUUUUUAUCUUAGUGUAUGUUAUAUUUUAUUUCGGAAAUACUAAUUGUACCGAAAAAUAUUUCUAUAUUUAUUUAAGUGUUACCUUAAGAAGUGCUUAAAACAUUAGGCAACCAUUCCAAACAAUGAUAUUUCAUGCUUUUAAAACUAUUUUGUGAUUUAACAAACAGUUAAUAUUUUACAUUCUUUCCUCAGUUUCUGUUUAAAGCAAAUACAUAUUAAUAACUAGAUUUUCAUCUAAAAAAAUAA
Messenger RNA from Mya arenaria, 6441 nucleotides. RefSeq names its product rho guanine nucleotide exchange factor 39-like. The record is from RefSeq and is a predicted model, not a curated record. Gene Ontology annotation, biological process: intracellular signal transduction. The coding region runs from base 2190 to 3653 and encodes 487 amino acids. The transcript has 12 exons. NCBI's taxonomy places the organism in Eukaryota, Metazoa, Mollusca, Bivalvia, Myida, Myidae. Gene Ontology annotation, cellular component: cytoplasm. Gene Ontology annotation, molecular function: guanyl-nucleotide exchange factor activity.